AUGGCCCCGUUGGAUGACGUGACUGUGAUGGAUGUUGCGCGCCACUUUUCUCCAAAUGAGAUUGGCAAGAACCUGUCUAAGCUGUGGACAGCUCGUGGAUGCGAGCUUGAGACAGCAUUGAGUGAGACUGGCAGUGUGUACAUAUGUCCACUGACUUCGUGUCCAGUGAGAUGUCCGAUCCUGCUCGAUGAUGGCUGCAUCUAUGAGGAGCAUGCUGCUUUGACAUGGCUUCGAUCAAUGGGGUCGCCUUCAAGCAAAUGGGCACUGAGACUUGGACCCUUGGCAGAAGCUGUUGAGGCUUUUCUCCAGCACUGCAACGCAGGGGGGUAUUGUGUGUCAGAGCAAAUGGAGCAGGCCAUGGGCGAGGCAGAGAUGCCAGGAACUCCAUGGUUGAGAAAGAUUGCGAUCCUGGAAGCCUCCAUGGAGCAAGCCGAAAAAGAGGCAGCAUCCAUCAGGCACCAUUCGCUUGAGACGCAGGCAUUGCUGCAGCGCUUGAAGAAGCAAACCGCCAAGAAAAAGGAAGAGGCUGCCUUGUGUCUUCAACGAGCAUUCCGCUCGAAGCAGUUGUGGGAGAAGCAGCAAGCUGCAGCUGUGUUCCUGCAAAGAUGGUGGCGAAACCUGAGGAGAGGAGCCAAGAAGCCAAAGAGAAGACGUGGUAAAGCACAAAAGAAAGGAUCUGUCAAGCCCGCAGAAGAGCCAGCACAAUCUUCUCCUCCGCCAGUAGAAAGUGUCCUUGAACUCAAUAAGCAGCACCAACAGUAUGCAAGGAUUGAGGAAAAAGACAAACGUGCCGUCCUUGACUUCUUCCUGGAUCAGCUCAUGUAUGAUAGCACCAACUUUCGGAUACUCAUCGUGACAAGCUCGGACGAGCGUGCUCAAGGCCUCAGGAAAGUCCUCCAGAUGUCAAAGGCAGUUCAAUAUCCAUUGGUGACAAUGCUGAAAUCGGAUGAUGAAUCACACCGGUUCAAGGAGCUGCCGGAGUGUGCUGGAAUAAUAUCUGAAGGAAGGCUCCGUGGGAAUCCUGAUGUCUCGGCAGCAAACAUGAUGGUUAAUUUUGACAUGCCUCGCAGCUUGGACGAUUAUAUAUUGCGGAUUCAGAUGGUGGAUCCUUUCGUAAAGGUGAUGAGCUUGCCGGCAAGCCCCGAAGAGAUGGGAGUUAUCCGUCAGGUUGAAGAUAAGUUUGGAGUUGUCUUCAGGAACAUGGAGGGGGUGGCCAGAUUCAAGAUCCUCCAGAACAGAAAAGCACUGAGGAACAAGCUGGCAGCAACAGGACGCUUGUCUGAAAUCUAUUUAAGCAGCUGCCGAAUGCCAAGCUUGCUCACUGCCUACUCGCACAGUGCAGGACAUUCUUUUAUGUCGAACAGGAUCACUGUAUAUAAUUAG
Durusdinium trenchii is the source of this 1383-nucleotide messenger RNA. The record is from the annotation of a GenBank genome assembly. NCBI's taxonomy places the organism in Eukaryota, Dinophyceae, Suessiales, Symbiodiniaceae.